Panicum hallii is the source of this 833-nucleotide messenger RNA. Its product is annotated as cytochrome c6, chloroplastic. The record is from RefSeq and is a predicted model, not a curated record. The coding region runs from base 95 to 655 and encodes 186 amino acids. Gene Ontology annotation, molecular function: heme binding; electron transfer activity; iron ion binding. The transcript is spliced from 5 exons. Lineage: Eukaryota; Viridiplantae; Streptophyta; Magnoliopsida; Poales; Poaceae.
UAGCUUCGUCUUUCCUCGUCCGCUCUAGCUCUAGAUUUGGCUUGCCUUGUCGUCCACCGCGACGGCAAAGGACGCCGGGCGCGCGCCCCGCGCGAUGUACGGGCUUCCUUCGGCCGCGCGGCCCCCGCUACCGUCUCACCUCGCCUGCUCCGCUUCUUCCUCCGUUACUCGGGUAAGGGCGGCUUCGGCGUACUGCUGCGCCAGUCUGAAGCAGGCGCGCCCUUCCGCCAUCGCUGCAGCCGUGGCGGGGCGCGCGGCCGCGCCGCUCUUGGCUGCGGCGCUCCUCCUUGCAGCUGCGCCCCCUGGCCUACCUGAUGCUACCUCUCCAGCAUUUGCCCAACCAAUUUCGGAAGGCGCAGCGUUGUUCCGGAAGGCCUGCAUCGGCUGCCAUGACAUGGGAGGAAACAUCCUACAGCCCGGAGCCACUCUUUUCCUGAAGGAUCUCGAGAGAAAUGGAGUCGCCACAGAUGAGGAACUGUAUAACAUCACAUACUACGGGAAAGGGAGGAUGCCGGGCUUUGGAGAGAAAUGCACCCCAAGAGGACAGUGCACCUUCGGCCCCCGGCUGUCUGAAGAUGACAUCAAGCUCCUAGCUUCGUUUGUCAAGUCGCAAGCCGAAAACGGGUGGCCAAAGAUCGAAGGUGAUGGAGAUUGAAUGAUUGAUAUUUGUAUUGAUCAAAUGGCUAGAAUGACGGGAAGACGGUGUUUGUUUUUUGUCUAGGACUUCUGAACUUGAAGCCUUUUACUAGUCAGGUUCUCUGAACUUCCGAACUUGUAACCUUCAGGCUCCUCUGUUUUCUGAACUUCUGAAAUCUAGCUCGAGUAUAGACCCA